GAUAAGCGACCGUUUGUGAAGAUCCGUGUACCUGAUGGUACCGGCGAAAGGGAAGUCAUUGCUGGUCCCGCGAUUACUACACCUCGAAGCAUUCCGGGUCGAGCGAUAUCGGGUCUCCCUGCGUAUGACGUAGAGACGAACAGUCUCAGGUUCCUCGAGGAUAUUUGGCGAGAUGGUAAUCUUCCUCGGGAACCAGAGAUUUUCAAUAAGGCUGGAGUGCACAAUGUCCCUACUUUCGUAUGUGGUGGUGUCGUCCCCGACCAGAUGACUAUCUCU
Desarmillaria tabescens is the source of this 276-nucleotide messenger RNA. RefSeq lists its product as uncharacterized. The record is from RefSeq and is a predicted model, not a curated record. NCBI's taxonomy places the organism in Eukaryota, Fungi, Basidiomycota, Agaricomycetes, Agaricales, Physalacriaceae. The annotation marks the transcript as partial. The transcript has a single exon.